AUGAUUAAAUCGUUGCUUUUCUUAUCGCGAAAAGGGAUCGAUUCUGUGGGCAUUUUCCGCAAAUCUGGUGUUAAGUCACGUAUAAUGUGUUUGAAAGAAGAAGCAGAGAAGGGAACUCAUAUUGACUUCUCUGAUGUGUGUGUCUAUGAUAUCGCAGAUGUGACCAAAUUAUGGUUCAGAGAAAUCACUGAUCAAAACACCAAAAAACCAAAACAACUUUUAACGCAACAAAUCAUUAGUUGUUUCAAACAAAACAAAAAAGAGCUGACAUUGUGUGCGAUUCCUGACAACCAAAGAACUGUUUUGCAAAUCAUUCUCAGAUUCCUAUCACUUGUCGCGAGUCAUUCCGACGCCAAUCAAAUGAAUUGUCAUAAUUUGGCCAUUUGUUGGACACCAUCUCUAUGUGAAUGCGAUGGCGAUCAGCAACUCUUCGACGCCCAGAAGUGCCUCGAAUUCUGUAUCGAUAAUUGCGAAACACUUUUCAUUAUUUCAGUCAAUUCCUACUCCCUUUCAAUUACGGACACCAAUUGUCCGCUUCCUCACAAACACGAGGCCACAGCUCUUGUCGACUGCGGACCCAAUGAUAUACUCAAUCGUGUGCUUUACGAGAGGCAUUUAAUUGAUCCGACAAUCGUUGAGUGGAGUGUUGGGGAAGAGAUGUCCCCCAAUAGUGAUACGUUUAUUAUGAGACUACAGUCCAGUUCUUUCCUUCCCAUCAAAACCGUUGUAAUGGAGAGGAAGUGGAGAAUCAAUAGCCUUAACAACAUUGAAGUGAUUGAAAACGGCUUCUUAUAUGAGUCGCGUUGGUCUCUGAGUGCAGAGGAAGGACGCACUCGAGUCGCUCAUAUGAUUUCACUCGAUCUCAGGGAUGAGACAAAUACAAAGUAUUAG
Messenger RNA from Medioppia subpectinata, 891 nucleotides. The record is from the annotation of a GenBank genome assembly. Lineage: Eukaryota; Metazoa; Arthropoda; Arachnida; Sarcoptiformes; Oppiidae.